This is a messenger RNA of Schistosoma haematobium, 4456 nucleotides long. RefSeq lists its product as uncharacterized. Bases 310 to 861 code for a protein of 183 amino acids. The transcript has 3 exons. The record is from RefSeq and is a predicted model, not a curated record. Lineage: Eukaryota; Metazoa; Platyhelminthes; Trematoda; Strigeidida; Schistosomatidae.
CACAUAUAUUGUGUGCUAAAUUAAGGAAUUAAGAAAAAGAGUUUUGGAUAGAAACCUAAAUUUACAUGUUUCCUUUUUGUUCAUUUUAAAGAUUAUUUAUUCAUUCACUUAAACAUUUAUACAUUAAGUAUCUGAUGUAUUUCUUCUUUGUCAUUUCUACCUAUGGUAGCUUGAAUAAUAAAACAAGCUUAAAUAGUGGAUCAAUCAAUUGUAGAAAUUUUUCCGGUGAAAUUCACAAUAUUUAAACAAGCCAAUUCAAAUUAUCUUUUGUGUUAUCAGUUCCCUACUUAGCAUACAAACGAAAUAAUCAUGUCCAUAAGAACACCUUAUGAACGUUUACGUACAUUUUGCUCACAGUUAGCAAAAUAUAUUCCAGAAAUUCAAUUACAACCACCACAUACAAUUAAAAAUUACGGAAAUUGUCCAUAUUUUUAUAAAUUUCAUCUUGGCACAAAGGACUUAGUUGAAAAGUUCAAUGAUGAUAUAUUACCAUCGUCUAAUAAUACUUAUAGACUGUCAAAUGUACCAAGAGAAUCGAUUGGCACACAUUCAGAUGAGAUGAAAUUACAAGAUUUUCAGUGGUUAAUGAAUAAAAAGUUAACAUGUGUUUUAUUAUGGCUUGGUGUAAUCAUUUUAAUUGUUGGAGUAAUCGCAUUACAGAUUGCUAGUUUUUUCUUACAUAAACGACAAGAUAUAUUAUCGAUCGGGGUUGGAUGUUUAAGCUCUGGUCUUUGUCUCCUCUCUGUCACAUUAUUCACUUUUCUUCAUGCUCAUGUUUUUAUUUAUGAAAUACCUGAUGAUAAUAUCGAUGAACACCAAUAUGUGGUUACUAGAAGAAAAGAGCUCUCAUUUGACCCAUAAACUACUACUGUGGUGUGUGAUACUGAUGUCGGCAGAUAUCAGUAGUAUGUAUCACCAAACGAAAGUGGAGUGUCUGGAGGCAGAAGGUUGAGAAAAUUGAAGAAAAGAGAAUGAAAACAGAGAGCGAUUGGUGUGGAAACGAAGGAACAACAAAUUCGGAGGCAAUUAACUGACAUUUUUCAAAUGAAGUAUUACUGUAUAUUUUCCAGAUUUUACCAUGAUAUUCUGUAAUGUUGUAUUAGAAUGCACUUGGUUGCCUUCGCCUGUGUUCUCGUUCACUACACUACCAUGCAAUUUACUGUUCUUAGUCUAUUGCCAGUUUAUUAUUCAGUCUUAUCUACUUACAGCCACUUCUGUUGUGUUUAUUUACAACUGUUAUUUCGCAUUUUAUGGUGUGAUGCCGUCUGAUUUGCUUUCACAUAAACUUCGUAUGUCUGAAAUAUAUUCCUUAUAUAGAGAGGGACGAUAUUGUGUUCUGGGCUCGAUGGGCAGAACAAGGCUAGAGGAUGUUAUACCGAGGACCAAUAAUAGAUUAGAGUUGACUCAGGGCUACUGGUGCUGGUUGGUGUGUCAUUAGUUAACCAAAGGAUGAGAUCAUAUAAAUCAAUAUUCUGAUUGACGUUUUUGUCACGUGAUAUUUGACAGGUCGUAACAGUACUCUCGUACAAAAAGGUAAAUGUGAAACUAGUAGCUGAUGAUUUACUUUCAGAUUUCGAUUGUCAGGCAACAAUGGUCAUUAUUUAUAAACUUGACGAAUUUAUUUAUUUAUCAGUGACUAAAUUUAGAAAUGAUUUUCAGCGUUCUGCUUAUAGAGUCAUGACUGGCAGCAUUAAAAUUAAUGUCUACAGUUGAAAAUAUGAAUUUUUGUUCGAAUUUCAACUCAAUGGUCUAAAGAUCAAUUCAUUUUUGUAUUGGUUGUUUGAAUCUUCCCGAUGACGUUCGGGAUUAAUAGCCAUUCACUUGUGCAACAGGUAUGAGAUCUCAUUCAAUUUGAACUCAGUACCUAAGUGAAUAACGUAAUGGUGUCUGAAACGAAUGAUACUGGUUUCGAGUUGCGGAGUGAACACCAACUUUUGGAUGCAGGUACAUCCUUCUGAUGAGUCUCAAAUUAGAAGAAACGUAUAUCUUAGAUUCCGAUCCCAGCCACAUCCAAUCUAUCCUGUAGCAGACAUCAAUAAGCUAAUAAUUCACUGAUUACCUAAUCUUACAAGUGAGCUGAUUAGUAAACACUGACUUUAACGUGACGGGAUAAUAUUUAAGAACUUAACAACCCCUAAACGUCUUUUCAUUGUAAGUCAUACUAGCGACCCCUAUAACAGUGAUAACGAGGAUAAAAGUCGAUUUUUAGAAUUCUGACUACAUAUGAUAAGUAGAAAUCAUUAUGUAUUCAAUUAAUACAACUACGAGUAGAACUAAUCAAUAUAUUUCUAAAUGAAUCGAAAUCUGAACACUGUAUACAAGUAAAUAUUACAAAAUCAAAUGCAAUUCAGAAAGAAUGGGUUACAGAUUUUAAAAAAUCUUAGUUCAUUCAGCAACGACACAGCGUUUGUAAGGAACUACACAACGAAAUCGAUGGAGAGCCUUGAAGUCAUUGUUAAUUUAAAUUUAGCCAGGGCACUGUAGUCAGAAUUUCAAGAAAAUUCCUCAGUUUCACUCCCGAAAUGUUUUUUUGUGGAAUCUGAACAUUCAGUCGAAUUUACAAUUUGUUCAGUUAAUCAGUCCUACUCCGACAAGCUCAUAGGAAUUAAGCACAUUCUCAUCUACAGAACAAAAAAGACUUGUCUGUUCAUAUCGCCACGAAUCAAUUCAUGUGACAAAUUGUUCAGCCUGAAGAGAUGAAUGGAAGUGAAGGCACAAAUAUGCAAUCUCUUGUGAAUUAGUAAAUGAUGGAGAAUUGUCUUUCAACCUGUUGAUGAGGGAAAAACACGAUUUCCAACAAAACUGAACGAUAUGUGGAUCAAGUUGAAAGUAUCACCGUCUCACCUAUGUUGCCACAGAAAUAUCUGACAUCGUUUCUUAGGAAGAGGUGAUAUGACAGUAAAACAAUUAAGCCUGAUAAUCAGUCACUAGUUUUAUUAGAGAAUGAAUGAUCUAUAGUUGUCGUAAUUACAAGUAUGUUUAAUAUAUUGUUUGUUGUAAGCACGUUACCUUGGCACAAAAAAGUAUUUUUUUUGUUGGACAGUCAUUUUGUCUUUUGAUACCUUUCCACUUGAGGGUUCACAUCAAUAAUUCUGUCUCAUGAGCAGCGAUUACUCGGUUAUGUUGUGUCAUCGCAUUUCAUUCAUUCAUCAAUAUCUGAUUUGUUAUUCACUUUAACAACACAAAUUUCACUCACCAUCGAUCAGAAAAUCUUAAUUCAUUGUUGUUUAUUGCAGCGAAAUUCCAUUUAACCUUUCUUUCUGUUUCCUAUCAUUGAAAUUAUUUGUUCGACAAUUUCGGUCAAUCUAAAGUAUUUCUGAACACGAUAAGCACUGACAAUAUUUUAAGUGGACAUAUGCACUACGGCGAUAUCCAGAUCUAUGGGCGAACUAAUGGAUAAUGGUCUUUUAUCAUAUUUUCGUUUUAAAAAUUACUCCAAAGAAUAUUGAUUUCAAUUUGUUUUUAUUUUCCUCCAUUGUGUUAUAUUUUAUAUUUUUUAGGAUCAAACAUUUAACACUGAAGAUGAAUUUGAAUAUAGAAUAACAGAAAAAGUGAUAAUGGAUCAUUCAUCUUGAAAAUUAAAAUUGACGAACUAUUCUCUCCUAUUCAUUUUGGUUUGAUUGCCGACACACACACACUCGCACAUUCAAAUGAUACAUGCAAUCUUGUAAAUAAUUAUUAUUUGAUUUCAUUUUUUUUGCUUAAUAUUAAAAUUAGCAAAAACGCGAUUAUGUACAAGAGUAAACAAAUAACUCCAAAUUACGUUAAGAUUAUUGGCCACUAUCAUUUGUUCUCUAAUGAUUAAUUUCGAAAGGUAAUUCUGAAAGCGCUUGUGAGAAACUAUGAAUAAGGGAGUUGGAAAACGGUUGCGCAUAAUCAAGAAUUGACUGGAGUCAGAUAUAUGAACCAAGAGCUCCUAAGUCAGUUGUCUAAAUAUUAAGCACUUGUUGCCCGACCUGAAGUUUAUGUGUCCGAUCGCUGGUGAGGUUCUGGACACUUAUUGCUAAUACGUCACAUAUAAAGACGGAACGGGUGUCCAGCGCACCUCGAUUUUCAGUUACCAUAUAAUACAAUACCAGCGGUAAAACAUUUACAUAAGUGAGUUUGUCCUGGGAGUCUUUCUAUAAAUGCCAAGGUGGUAAAGGCACCUUCUAUUACAUUAUUCAUAAAACAAACGACAGUAAGCACUAUUUUGUCAACCGUCAGACAAAACAAUGGAAAUAACAAUCCCGAGCCUGAUUACGAUAGUUGAUUCUAGGAGUUCCAGCUAGAAGCGGUCAUCAGUAGAGCUCAAGCAUUGAUGCCUAUAAUCUCUACAUUAUCGUUAACUAUACUUUAUGCUAUUAAUCUGGAUCAUGAACUUAUUUCCUCCAUAAAAUCUAACUUAACUGCCUAUCUAAUACUUUCAUUUGUUUUCUAACUGUUUAUACAAAAUGCACUAGAUAAAUGGUGAUUU